CCGGGUUAUCAUACCAAACAUUGUUUUGGAGGAGUGGUUCUUCAUGCAUGAGUGAGUUCAGUUGUCAGUUGUUUGCCCCAGGCGAAUAUUGUUUCUCUUAAUGUUUCUUCAUUUAAAGAAUGCGGUGUAGAAAAUGAAGGGUGUCUACGUCUCUACGGAAACUAAAUGAGAUAAAGUAUAAAAUCUGACUCGAGAGUACAGCCAGUGUUCAUCAUGCACUGAUCGGUAUGCUUAAUGGCGACGCCUAGUCCCGGCAAUGGUACCGCCGCCAAUGGGGGUGGGGAUGAAGAAGGGGGUGGGGGAUGGGGCGUGUUCAAGCAGUUGCUCCUCCCCCUAGUGGCCACGGUGUGUGCCUGCUUCUGGCUACUGUUUAUCACGUACUACCACUCGCGGUGGUGGGGGUUCGUGCUGACCAAGAUCGCAAAUCGCUUCAUCAAGGAAGGAUACAUACAUAUUGGCUCCAUCUCUUUCUCGGUGCUGUCGGGCAAAUUGAUGUUCCGAGACGUGGCCUACAUCACAGCUGACUACGCAUUCAGAGUGCAGGAUGGCCUGUUAAUUCUCAGAUGGUGGAGGCAGUAUCUACCAAUAGGACAUCAGGACGAUGCCUUGCAGUGUGUCAAUCGGGUCUACGUCCUUCUGAACGGACUGGAGUUGCACUGUUACAACGUCUCCAGUGUCUACGAGGAAAUUGAGAAGUCCUUCCAACCAAAGACGGAGGCGGGAACUGAAUCGCCAGGCAACAGUGGCUCAGGGGAUAAAAGGUCUAAAGCGGCCUCCUUGCAAACCAGACCCGCGUUGCUGGACUGGAGAGAUUUUGUAGGCGUUGUUAAAUUUGACAUUCACAAUGGUCGCACAGUUUUCGGCAAUCGCUUCGUUCCUAGCGUACUAAUCCUAAGCAUAGAAGAUGCCCAUGGCUCCUACACGACGCGAUCACCGUCCGCCCCGUGGGAUUUCUUCAUGCAUGAGAUCCUAUGUGAAGGGGAACAGUUUAAAGUCAUCCUGGCUCCGAGCCCAAAGUUUGAAGGACCAACGGAUGAGCCUCCUCGGUACAUGGGGGAAGGCUUUGUGGUGGUUCAGUCCAACACACUGCACUUCCAUUACUCGCAGGAUGAAGCAGGUUAUGUUCCUGUGAAGAAUGAGUGUGGUGCUGAUGAGUUGAUCCCUCCCUGCUGGGCGUUAGACAUCACCUGUGGGACGGCCACCAACAUCAGCUAUGGGCCUUGGGCAGACAGACAAAGAGAUGCGUUACACAAGUUCUUCUUCCCACAAGGCUACAAGACCCAUGAGGUCUCCUCCAAGGCCAGGCCGGGCCAGAAGAGACAAUUCACAAGCUUUGAGUUCCGAUUGAACACCGUCGCUGAAGCAACCAUCGACAUUCUCUUCAGUAAAGAUAAGGAAACCAACGCUUUUCACAUCGACGUUGACAAGGCGUCGUACGUUGAAGUCAGUAUUCCGUUACUGAUUGGGCCAGAGGGGUACCACACAAGGGUCACAGGUCAACUGCUCCAUGUAGACUCCACCACCAGCAUGGAGUAUCGCUCACUCAUUGAGAGCGAAACAUUACAGUUUCAAGUUGCCAUGCACUACCCGCGAGUCUGGAACCAUCACCAGAACUGGGAAGUCACGCUCACGUUCAGCAAGGCAACUACGCACCUGAUGUAUGCGCACAAGGGCUUCAUAAGUGAUUUAUUCUCAGACUGGUCUAGCAAGGGUCGCUCGGAUUUGUUCAGCUUUGUCCCUUACACGCUGAACCUCAACAUCAUCUUGAGAGAGUUCGUAUUAAUGCUGCCCACCAACAAGUACAAUUGGGUGGACUGCUCGUCCAGUCUGCAACAAAACGUUUUUAUCGGCCUGGUUGGGGAUCUUCUGGAUUUGUCGAUUGUUCUUCCGUACUCGGACUACCUGCCUCCAACCCUACCAGUCAGAGUUCUGCUCAGGGCGGACUCAGUCUCGGGCCGCCUAUAUUUCCCAGAAUGCUACAGCAGCCAGCAUUGCCUGCAAGGCUUAGACCGCUCCACCAAGACACCGGAUACUUGGGAGGACGACAAGAAAUUACUGGGGCUGUCCUUGGAUCACUGGCAAGGCAUUACGGAUGGGGAUGGUUGGGUGGAAUGUGCUGCAGUUCCCUACGUCGCAGUCAGCAUUACUUACACCUAUCACCCUAUGCCGUUAGAGGAAGACUCCCCCAUGAUCCAGAUCCGAUGCACCCCUAGCGGCAGGCACGAACACCAGACCCACCCAGCCCAGACCGGCUACGCUGGAUGGAAGAGGGCAGGGUGCGUGGCCGUGCCAUCAGAGUGGCCCCCUGAUCGCUUGCAGCUGGAAGUUGAUAUCGGGCCAGCAAUCUUGAUGGCAUAUGGGUCUAUCGUCAAGUGCAUAUUGGCCCUGAAGGAAAACUAUUUUGGCGUAGACCAAGUCCCGACGGACUUCAUCAGAUCGCCCAGCGAUGGUCUGGGGGACGGCCCCAAAGAUGCAAAGGGGCGCGUAGUCAAUGGUCUAGCGCUCAGACCCAUGGACGUCAUCGUCUCUCUGAACGUGGAUGGCAUAAAGGCUACGCUUCCUGUGUAUUGUGGCAAAGCGGAGCCGUCCUGCCCCAUAGCAGUACUCGACCAGCUCUGCUUUGAGCUUCAGAAAGGUCACUCUGAGACAAGACUUCAGCUGCUCCUGUCCCCCGUCACUAUCAUGGUCUCAGAUUCACAGAAGAGACUCGAUUCUCAUCUCUGUGACGGCCAUCUGGGAUUGUCCGGUCUGCAGCUACGCGGCCAUGCGAUGUUCUCAGAUGAGGGUCUACCUGUGGAUAGCGCGACGCUAGAAUAUGCCUGGCUACUGGAUCUCCAGAUGGGUGUCCUGAGCGGUAGACUCACUCCUCCUCAGAUGCUGUCCCUAGUCAGCUUCCUCCAGCUCUUCAUCCAUCUGGCCGUGGACCCCCUGGACGACCUCCAGAAGCCAAUCACAUCCAAGUAUUGCGUUCACAUGGACAAGCAGCAGCAGUGUCGCAUCAAGGAGCCGCUCUACCCGGUACCCUGCCCGACGGAGGAUGAUUUCAAGUAUCGCAUGCUGCGGGUCAGUCUCAGGAUGGUGGAUCUUAUGCUGGUGGAGACUGGCUGUGCCCUGCAGUGCCAGGUUGGGUCAUUGAACAUGGGUAAAUGCAACCUGCACAGUGUGAGCAUCGGUGAUGGCUUGAGCACUACCAUCCAACAGAUCCAAGUCAAGCAGUUUGUCUGCGAGUCCAACAAGCCCCAGGCAGCCUGGCUUCAAGCUUGCUCCGUCGACUGCCCCGAGCUGCAGCUAGACCUGGCCGACUUGCUCCAGUCCAAGGAUUCCUUCAAGGCCCAGAACCACUUCCUGACCACCCACGACCGCAAGAGCCGUCGCCUCUGGUUCCUCUGGCAGGGGAAUCCGGACGAGCCCAUGAGCCAACUCCGCAGCAAGUGUGGCUGUCGCGGCGGCUGCCUGUUCUUCAACGCCCCCGAUGUGAACACCAUGUCCAACUGGAUUGGGGAUGCUGCCUGGAGAGCUCCUUUAACGGAGGUGGAUCACGACUACGGUCGCAGCAUUCUCCAGCAGGGCCAGUGGAUCUUCUCAGUCUGCGACAGGACUCCUGUGGACUCUCCCUCGAGGGAGUUCAGAUUCACCCAAGGUUUUGUCGGCAGCGCCGCUCCGAUUCUCCCCGGAGAUCUACAGGCAGCUGAUUUCCAAGUAGAGGCUCCGGACGCGGCAGGGUCUUUUGGAAUACUCCCAGAACCUCCCAAGGAGCCUUCAAAGAGAGACUCCAGCUCUGUCUCAGUCCCUGACUCCCAGCAGCAAGCUUCCAGGAAUGUUUCACUGAGUACCAGUAGUGCCCAGGCCAGCACCACAUCGGACCCGACCCUGACAAUCAAGACCGGUUCGGAUAGCUCCGUCUUUGAGCGGCAUCCGUACCACUUCCACGGCAGCUCCCACAGCCUGCCGGUGGAAACCAUGGCCCUGCAUAACAAACUUACCCUAGGCCGGGGUAAUCUGAGCGCAGAGAUGAUCCAGCGUCUCCGCAGUGAAUCCCUCAUUGACCAGUCCCCUCUCAGCCCUACUCUCCUGAGAUCCAAGGAAGUUCCUGAUAUCCCACACAUGAAGAACAGCCGCGGCUCCGUCUCAAGCCAUGCCGAGAGUGAGUACUACUCGGCGGAAGAUGAUUUCACUCUCACUGACAGCAUGAGCAAGACGCUCAUCGAAACUCCCUCCAGCGGCAGCUUCGAUAUCAACGCUCCUGAAAGUUCCCCAUCAAAAUCCUUCGCCGAUGAGACCCUAUCUUCGGCAUCCACUCAGCAAGUAGAAUCUCCAGAAUCUCUUCAAAGACAUGAUGACACAGACCGGAGGAGACAUUCAUCCUCUGCGUCUUUCGUCUCUGCCGCAUCCACUGAGAGCAGUAUGCACGCUCAGAAGAAGUCCAAAGACGCGGCUCCCCAGAGCCCAAGCUUACAGCACCCCUGGGCGUCUACAAAGGCCUACUGCCAUCACCUAACGCUCUGGGGUUGCAGUGGCUGGGUGACACACCCACCAGGCCACACCCUCCAGACACACCCUCCUUUCAGCCCACUCUGCGCCCCUGCCACCACCCUCAUCAAGGGUAACAUCCCGCUUCCGGAUUUCACCAUCAGCCAGCCGGGCUUGAAGCCGGGACUCGUGACGAUGACAGACGUCGAGCAGAACGACAUUGACACGGAGUCGGAGUCCGAAGACGAGGACAGUGCAGACAGCGAGAUGUUCCUAGGACUUCCUCCGCAAGAAGUGAGACGCCACAAUCGGGUCCACUCAUCACCACCCACCUACCAGUCCACACAGACGCUUGUCAAGGAGUGUCAGAGUUCUUCAACGUCGGCUAUCCUCUCGAUCAAAGGAGCCCUUGAUAUUCUGCUCACGCCACUUCUGAUGCAAGUGAUUGACAGAUAUUUACAGUCUGCGGAGAAUGUGUUAUGCGUGCGACACCCUGAAGCCAUCGUAGACGUGCUUCACAUGGACUGCAUAGGUGACGUGCAGGCGGCCUUCAAGAGUGCUAACAAGGCAGCCGGACUCAAGAACAGCACCGAGUCCACCGUUAGCUUGUCAGUGGCUGUUCCUAAGAUUAAUCUACUUGUCCUGCAAGCGUCCACCGACUUUGACCAGCAUCAGCACCACAUCACCCAGGCCUCCCUGUUAGUCGGCUGCAUUAGUAACAUCCAAGUCCAGCUCAUGAACAGAUCCACGGCCAGGCAGCCGGACUCCAACACCCCCAGCCCCGCCGAGAGAAAACAGAAACUGGAGGAGCUCCUGCCCGGGUCGCGGUACGGACUCCACAACGUGGAUCAGGACUCGGGCUCUAAGAACUUGGAGAGUUCCACAGUCGGGCGUGUUGCGAUCGGCAAGAUCCACUGCCAGUUGAGGGGGCUGGACUGCCCGGGGAAGGAUAGACGGAGUCGGCACAUGUCGGGGGUGACGUCCAUCCCGCAGUCACUAUCCAAGGUCAUGUUCACACUGGCACCACACUCCGGCUCCCAAGACGCAGACGACGUGAUCAUGCCGCCUCCCACCAGCUGCAGUCUCAUGGAAUGCGGCAUCGAGGGCAUCACACUCAGCGCCAGCAUGCAGUGCGCACCGGUCACCCCUCAACCCUCCACGGCCGGCCCCUCCCGCACCCACUCCCGCCAGCCCAGCCAAAACUGGCAGAUCUCCCCCGAGUUCCUGUCCACCACCCAGUCCGACCACCAGAGCCUCCCGUGGGCAAGGGCUCGCAGCGUCGGUGACAUUCACCCCGGGGUCUCGUCGGGUGCCGAUUUGCGACACUCAGAUAUCACUCUAGCUAUGAGGAAGCAGGCCAGCAAGUCUAGUAAGUCUCGGAGCGUGGAUGGCAAAAUGGUGAUCAGUUCGGUUUGGUUACAUGCGCCCACUCCUAGCAGGCUGUCACAUGACCAUGCAGUAGGUGUUCAAUCUGGUUUGAAUCCGGUCAGUGCCCUGUCACUGGUCGUCACUACCUGGCUCCCCGCCUCCCAGCAAGCAUUACUCAGGCUGAAGAGUCUGCGGGCUACCAACCAUCUGCGCGUCUGCGCGGUCAUGGCGUGUAUCAUGGCCGAAGCGCACGAGAUGACCUCAACGCAUUACAUGACUGCAAAGAGCAAGUACAAGCGCUGGACAGCGGAGACAGAUUCCGUCAGCCAGGACCUAUCCUGCCAGCUCUUCACAACCCUCUGGUACUACCUCCACAGCAGCAACCCCCAGCGUAUCGAGAAGCUAGUCAGCGAGGAUGUACCUCCGAUCCUAGUCCUGGAGCAAGGCACUCACGCCUUGAUCAGACAGUGGAAGGUUAUCCUAUCCAUGCUGAAUCCGGCCGUCACGGCCGCGCAGUUCCCCGCGAGCAGAAUUCCACAGCUAGAAGAACAAGAGGGCGUGGAUCCCCUGGCAACAGCAGCCCUGGAUGCCAAUCUUCCGGGACACACGCUCCAGACUCAGCACUCGGGAGCCAGCAUUGAUUUGGACGGUAACCCGCAAGACAACGCUCCGCAGCUGGUCACCCAAGCUGGAGCAGAGAGGGAGGAUCCAGAAUCGGCAAUGCUGAAACCGUACUCCAGCAAGUACGGGACUGGGUACAGCAUGUAUGAGGAGUUUGCUGGGACAAGCAAGGCUCCGGAAAGCGCGGAGAAAUCCCACGACGCACCAGGCAACGUAGUGGGCGACGCGGGGGACCAUUCACGUCACCGGUCCCAGACUGCCAGCAGCUACACUCAGAGCCUCACAGGAACACCGGGAAGGCAUCAGACUCUGGAAGCAAGUCAAAAGCUCAGUAUUGACAGCGCUGAGUUGGGGGUAGAGCCCAUGGAAGACGAGAGGGGUCCCGAAGAGGCGGGAAUUCCAGAAGAGGCUUACCAUAACCCAGCCCCACCAGAUCUGCCUUUCAAUUUACCCUACUCCAGCAGCUUCAUCCCGGAUGCCACCAUCACGCCAACCAUCAUGCAGCUCGGGGAUGCAGACAUCCUCUUCAAGCCCCUCCUGAAGCAUCUAGGAAUCGCCCGCAAGCAGCCGGAGCACUUCAUCAUCAAGAAGAACCUCCAACAGACUGGACUAACCAUCGAGCUCCAGCGUCUGAGCCUCACCAUCGUGGAGUCAUCCUCACGUCCGCGCAGCAGCAGCCGGGGGAAGAAAUCCCGCGACAAGGAUUCCUCCCGCAACAAGGCUUCCUUCCCUUCCUUCUCCAGCGAGAGCCUGGUCUUGAAGUUCUCCCUGAAUGAGUGCUUUGAAACCGGACGCCAAACCCCAGAGGUUGGUGACCGGCCCCUCAAACCUUCUCCCUCAGAUUCGUCUGGCGUACCGGUCAACCAAGCCGGGCAGUGCCAGGCGGUAGCGGCCUACAUGUCCGUCCACUGGACUCGGGCCAUGCCCGUCAUGAACAUGCCUUUACUGAGACUCCUCAGCCAGCUAGUCCAAGUCGGUCAAGCCAUGCAAGAGGCAAAGCGCCACCUUCCAAGCAGCAAGAGCGGAACUGACACAGAACCCAGCACCAUGAACUCUGAUCUCUCAACCACCUUGAUCCGGCAACAGGCCACCCUUCCCCGCAUCGACAGUCCGGACGGUCAUCACGGCGACACCAUUUCCUUCAGCUCAAACGCAGACAGCGAAGUCAUCGCCCAGUGCUGGCAGACCAUGUACCACCUCAUGAACCUGUACUCCGGUGUGACGCAGCCAAUCAACAGCCUCGAUACAUCCCAUGUGAUUAUCAAUCCUUUGUUUCGGAUUGAGAACGAGCAGAUGAUUGGGCGGCCCAGAGACAGAGGAUCAACACUUGAAUACAGGAGAUUAGUGGAAGACUUGGACGAAGCGGACGGCGGGUUGCCAAGCAAGAUGACCAAAGAGGAGCAGGCCCAGCAGCCGCUUCACGUCUCCAUGCUGUGUACGAUCCUUCUGGAGGAGCUGUGCAUAGUGUCCCAGCUAGCUGGCUUGCAGAGCGAAGCAGAACUCAACAACAUCACGGCUAGCAUCAGCACCAAGCAUCUAGUGCCUGCACCAGGGAGUGGUCGAAAGCAGUGGUCCCAACGAUCAGUUUUAGUCAGUUGCGAUGAGGCCAUCGUUGUGUUGUCGGAAAGGCAGAAGCCAAACCCAUUGUGCGUUGUGACGUUGACGUUGGACAAGCCGCAAGCGUCCUGUGCCGCGGCAAGCCACGCUAACCCAGGCCACAUAGCCACACACUUCAACCUCCAGUCCCUCGACGCCAGCCUGCCCAUCGGCCUAGCGACACUGCACGGCGUCAUCACCCGCAGCAAACGCAAACUGACACACCGCAUCAAGGAGCUGCAGUCGGCCCUGACCAGACCCCAGGGGGUGGAUGAGAUAGACGGGGUGGGGGACGGGGUGGGGACAGGGGAGGAACACAGAGGGCAGGCAGACCCUGUGACAAGCACAGAGGCCAUCCCUGGCGAGGUCCCUGCACCUGCAUCGAUUUCUUGGCAGGUUACCAGCACUCUGAAAUUGAACAAUGUCUGCUUGCAGGCGGCCGUCUUGCCUUCACUGAAAGCUCAAUACAUAAUCCGUGAAAUCAAAGGCACCUCUUCCUCCGACGCUGGAGUGAAUAAGUACGGCCUGGAAAUGCCCACACACUGCCUCAAGUUCAGCUCCAAGGUUCAAGACGGAGAUGAAUUAUCGACUGCCGAGAUUGACCUGCCUUGCAUUUCGUUCAGUGGCCGUUACAUCUUGCCUGAACAAGAAACCAGUAAAUCGGCAACGGCAGCAGCAGCAGCAGCAGCAGCAGCGACUGUUGCUCCUAGCCGCACCAGCCUUGAUGCUGAACUCACCAUCGAUGCGUUAAAUCACAACAUUUCCACUAGUCUAGUCAACCAUCUCAUUACUGUGCAUCAUGUCUUCCUGACUGAUUUGUCGAGUAUGAUGGAUCACAUGUUUGGAAUGGAGGAGUCGGCGAAGCCAGUGCAACUAGAGGAUAAAACCCAGCCUGCUGCGACCGAUCGCUCGGAUUUUGAUAUCUCCGUGCUCGUCAAAUUCAAAGGAGUGCAGAUUACUGCCACCACUCCUUCAGCUAGCGCCAUGAGGCUUGAGACUGGUGCUGUAGAGGUCCAGUUAUCCAAUAGAAUGGCUGGAGCUGGAGGUGCCACCAUUACCGAGCCGGGAAGCAUGAAGCUGUAUGCCAAAGCCUUGAUCGAUCUCAACAUAAGUCUGGGUACCAUGCAGAGGUCACACGGGGUCAGUGAGGUCGACCCCGAGCUUCAUCAGUUGGCUUAUUUCAAGGCCAACAUUGGACUGACUAAUGCGCCGAGACAGGACAACAUGGCCUCCCUCAAGGAUGAGAAAUCGGCCUUUCUAGUCACUCUGACUAAGCCUAUAUUGUACCUCCAGCCCAGCGCAGUUGAUAUAGCUGUGCUAGUCUGGGUGUGUUACCACAGCGCCUACGAGCUGUGGCGAGACCAACAGAAGGCCACAUCAGGCCCCCGAGUCCCAGCCAGGAACCUACUGCAUCGACAGCCCACCUCCCUGGAGAAACUCAGCUCUGUCUUCUUGCAACUCACCUUGCAGGAUCUAGGGGUGUGCAUUCCUAUCAACCCAUCAUUCCAGAACAUCUCCAGUCUCUCUGGUGGCAUGCCGGAACCGGACUACCAUUCGGCUCUCGUUCUGACGUUGGAGAGCUCGCUGAUCACCGCCUGCUACAACAAGUCGCUAGUCACCAAGGGGUUCUUCCAGACUUUCUGUCUACGAUUCGCCGAGGACUUUAACACCUCUCUUGAAAACUGGAAACCGCUGAUAUACAAGGGGCUCAUGAAUGCAUGUGUCGUACCACAGGGAACGUUUGAGCUCUGCUCUAGGACAAUCAGUGCGGAUAGAACAGACCCAGCACAGACCUCCAACGCCGGCAAGUGGAUGCUGAAUUUCCUCUGGCGGAUGGAAGGCUUUGACGUCCAGGUCAAUCCGGCCAUCGGCCGGCAGCUGUCCGCCCUGGCCAACACGAUGACCGCGCUGGCCGAGGAUGACGAGGUGGAUGUGGCCGACCUGAGCUCGGUGGCGGAACCCCAGGACGAACCGGACGGAAUGGCAGCAAGCAGUGAAUCCAAACCGGCGCUGAGAAGACCCACCUCCCUGUUUGUCAGUAAGCAGGAUGCUAAGAAACAUUCCAAGAUGGUCAUGCAGGAGAUGACUGAACAGGCCAAGAUUGUCAGCGAUCUCAGAACCUUGGGAGCCAAGAAAGUUACCAUAGCUGAGGAGGCAGAAAAACUACGGCAGCUUGAGAUAGCUGUCUUCAAUGACUUCCGUCGAGACAUCCGCAAACGACUCAGGAUGCAAACUAUGAAGGCCUCGCUGAGGAGCAAGUUGACAGCAGGGCUUCCGAGGUCCCCGGCGGGCGUACCGCGCCAAGUCAGCAUGGGGGGCAGAGUCACAUCUCAGGGCAUGCCAGUCACCCCGAUACCUGGAACCAAACCAUUCCCAAAAUCAGGUACCAGACCGGGAAUAAUUCGUCAGCGAGCCGUUUCGGACAGUCCCAACGAGCACUCCUUAACUCGCGACCGAGUCUUCCUGAGUAGCUUACCAAUGCCUGGGUACAAGACACCAAUCGGCAAGCGCCCUCAGACCAUCGUCGAAUACCCGUCUGCUUCCUCCCAUGUCACAUUCAACCUUCCUCGCAACACCCCGAGCCCACUGGACGAGCUUCCGCCGUUCGUCAUCGGCGCCCAGACCGAGCCCAGACGUCGAAUCAAGAGCAUUGGGAGCCCCGAGUACUCAGAACUCAACACGACCAUCACGGAUCCGAUGGACACGGAUCGGGACUUGGCCAUGGUGGCUAGUAGUCGCGCCCGGCGGCGUCUGCUGAAGCUACACUCGGGGUCGGUGCCGGAGGAGAUGGAUAGCGGAAGCGAAGGGUCGGAUCACGAAGAGGAUACAUGUGCUACGUCACAGGCGACACACAGCUGGCCAAGAUCUCGAUCCUCCAGCGGUCAGCGUCGCAGUAAGUCCAGUCUGCAGCCAGACGCCCAGCAUCAAUCCCACCCUCAGCAGCCCCCGGCCUCCCCGGCCCACUCCACCAAGGUGGAACCCCCGACCGUGGACUUUGAGUUGGAUGUCAAGUUUAACAUCGACAGCGGCAUGCUGGUGCUGAACUGCCAUAGUCCUGAGGGUCAAGGCGAAGUCUCUAUGCUUGGACGUACCGGGGAUGUGCGCCGACCACCGGGCCUGUACGAUGACAUCAUCGCCCCUCACACCCGCCCACUUCCAAGCCGUCACCCCUCCCCCGGGUUGAGUGACUCAAGGACGGGGCAGGCCAAACAAUCCACAUUCUAUCUCCCAGCGUUUGAUGUCAAAUUGCACUACGAGUCGUCCACCAACAGUGCCUCAUCCAAUCGUCCCAGCGAAUCAGAGCGUGAGAGAGACCCCCAGCAGGGCACCACGAGCAGCACAGCCGACACGUCGUCAACAGAGGGCAGCAUUGAUAAGAAAUCGCACGGCAGCAAGCAAGCUGUACUCUACACAUGGUUUAUGCUCACUUCGCCUCCUAAGGAGGUAGUAGUGUCGCUAUCGUUGUUGGAUUUCUUGGAAGAAGCCCUGGAAACAGUUCCAGUAUCAGCAGCUACUGCUCAAGCAACCGAUCUGAACAAAAGUGUAGAAGACAUCGGCGUGUCGGCCAAUUCCUUGGUGUCUUCAUCUACGAUGGAUUCGAGUACGUUCCCGGUCGACGUCGUAGUCUAUGUUUGCUUGAGGCCAUCGGUCAUUUGCCUGAGCUGUCUGCCUGUCUCCAAGGUGGAGUGUUUGCUGAAGCUUCCUACUGUUGAGUUUGCGUUCUCAUCCCGAGGCAACAGUCAGAUUGAUCACUCCACCGAUGGCAAUUCCACGUUGGAUUCCUCACAAUCAUUAAAUGCACCCAAAGUUGGGAGCAGGCUGACAUUAGCAGGGGAUGGUACUGAUCGUGUCGGCCUGAGCAUCGCAGCUGUCAUGUCCGAUUUCUCCUUGUACGUGUUCCAUCCGUACGGCGGCAGCCAGCGACGAGAGAGAUUAGUUGAAGAGAUGGAGUUCAGAACAGACGCAAGCAGCGAGGACAGCAACGUUCCCUGGACCACGCUCUCCAGGAAGGACGCCCUCUCGCUCAAGGUCGAGUUCAUCAAAGUCAACAUGUCCCGCAAUCGUAAGCUGGUCACCGUCACUUCGGCCUCGGCCGCCUCUAUAGACCAGGGCGUGGAGAACUUAGCCGGUACCCGGCAGGACCAUUUGCAUCAGGAGAGACGAGACGCAGACACGUUAUUCGCCGCGUCACGCCCUCUGUCGCACCAGCAGUCUCCGCCCUUCUUUAGGGAUGAGCGACCCAAGUCACCAGCAUUGUCAUCUUCACCAAGCACUUCGCAGAACAACAACCAGUUUUCAAUUCUGUGUGACAUUGGCACGGCGGCUUUCAAAUACGACAUGCGACGUCUGACCGAGAUGAUGGCCUUCCCUAAAGCCUGGUAUCGCAAGAGCAUCAUGAAGUGGAUGUUCCUCGGUGAGGAGCAGACUGCACAGGAAAGCGAUGACCAGCUCUCAUCAGCUUCUGUGAGCAGUAGCGCCACGUCGUCCGACUACGAAGACGACUACUCCCCGCAGAAGGUCCCCCACCUGCUGAAGAAGCACACCCCGUCUCUCAAGAGAGACUUCCCCUUCCCUCCUCCCUCGCCAAGCAUCUUCAGUGUUCACUCUCAGCAUUCCAGCCCUGUUAGCCCGGACGCUAAGGGCUUACCCACCCAAACAGGCCUGAAGCACAAGCUGACCAAGGAGCCCCACCAGGACAAGCCAGACACCGUCGUGGGUGGCUUACCCACGGACUCCUUCCACCACAGCGGUAGCGGCAGUGGCACUAGCAGCUCAGCCGGGGGUACGGUCAAGGGAGGACCCACGUGGCACACCAGCGUGCGCGUCGGAGUCAACUUCACGAAGUUGGACAUCCAUAUGAAUAUGAGUAACGUCAUGGGCAGCACAGUUUGGUCAACCACGGAUCUGCGGACCCAGGGCUGGGUGUCCAUCGACAGCGUCGGUCGUAAAGAGAUACAGAUGUGCACCAGUUUAAGGCAGAGUACCUUGGAUGCCAAGGGAGGCGUGAUUGGUGGACAAGUGGCCAUUGAGCAACUCAGCGGAACACUGAAUCACUCCCAGCAGCCGUCCCACGCCCCAAGUCACAAGCUGGGCGCCGGCCUGGGGCUACUGACGGUGCGUAUGGACUACAUGGGAUCCAGUAUCAUCAUGCAGAGACUGGAUAAAGUCCAGGUCAAACUGAGUGAUGAAUGGAAACUGGCCGAGAUGACGGGAGCAAAUACUAGCCAUAGCAGAUCGUCAUCAGUCUAUCUAGACGGCCAGUUAGAGUGGGACACGUUCCAGCUCAUGCUGUCUCGCUCCAGCACCCCAGACCUCAUCAAGAUGACGUCUCGUCUUGAGGAGUUCUUCAGCCAGCAGUUCCAGAGCAGUAAGCGCAUGUUGGCGUCGUGGCAGCUAGGGGGCGUGGCUAGCAGUCGGCCCUCUAGUGGGGGGACGCGGACAGGCAGUGAGAGCAGCAGCACGCGGAGUUUGGAGAGACUCACGGUGCAGGCGGAGAGGAACUACCACCGUCACUGGCAGCCAGUCUUUGCCCUCCUCCGUAGUUGUCGCUCCAACAGCAAGCUCCUCCCCCCACAGUGGCACACUGGGAACCUAACCCUUGGUGGGCACGUCUUACUGAGCGGCAAUCGGGCCUUGCUGGCAUGCUUCCAUGGGAUCAACUUCAGGGCCAGUUCCUGGGCUCUCUUCACCCUGCAGGAGCCGGAGUUGCACUUUGAGACUGAAGCCGUACCCAUCAGGCCCAGUAGGAGCGAUGGCGAAGGUGGCACCAACAUCAUUGAGGACCUGGUCUUCAGUCUGGGUCACAACCAGACAGAGAGGGGUGAAGGGUCGAUGGGGGUCAUCUACCGGGUCACACGGACCGAGAGACAUCACUUCCCAACCAACGGAACCAUUGACCAGUGCUUCCACUACGUCUGCGCCAUCCGGGCGCCCGAAGAGUUUGAGCAUGUUCUGACGUCAAGCAGCAUGCCUGCCUACAGCUCCAAGGAGACGUUCAGACACACCGCCGAGCCAAUCUUUGCUCUGCCCAAAUUACAGCUGGAGAUGAAGUCUAACCACAUGCAGUCCACGCACAGCCCGGCACUCAAUGGUCCACCCCAGGCAGUGACUGUGAGUUUUGUCACUCAUUUCACCGAUCAUAUCAACGUUGCCAUGGAUAUUGAGCUCAUUCUCUUCCUGCAUGCGUUUGUCACGGCCUACAUCAGCUACAAAGACAAAGCUCCCCAGUCCCACCGUAACUCGGUUUCCAGCCGACCACCGAUGAAAGCCCCAACGGAACCGGAUGUCUUGCAGCUACCUGAACCGGCUAGCACGGGUACCAGUGAGGUCACGCCGUCUAGCGGCGCUAGCGAUUGGAGGGAGUUCCAGUGCAUCACCUGGCAGUUGGAGCCGACCAUUAGGCUGUUGUCUUGGGGAGGCAAGCAGAUCGAGCCUCUUGGCGUAGACUACAUCCUGCAGAAGUUGGGCUUCUCACACGCCCGGGUUACCAUCCCAAAAUGGAUGCAGCGUGGGGCAAUGGAUCCACUAGACAUGGCCCUGGCACUGCUGAUGGAAAGACUCAUUAAGUAUAUCAAGGAGAAGGACUGAGGGGAGUCUGGGAACUAGACCCAGCUGGAAAUGGAGUAGACUGGCGACGGACCUGACCACAUAACAUAGGUGUAUGAGGACAGGCAACAGCCUCACGCUUGUGAUAUAUUAUUGGUUGCCGUGCCUCUUGGCUGUGUCGACU
Molecule: messenger RNA, 14785 nt
Organism: Patiria miniata (bat star)
Lineage: Eukaryota; Metazoa; Echinodermata; Asteroidea; Valvatida; Asterinidae
Product: transmembrane protein KIAA1109-like
Biological process (GO): synaptic vesicle endocytosis
Source: RefSeq, a predicted model, not a curated record